Molecule: messenger RNA, 1118 nt
Organism: Lingula anatina
Lineage: Eukaryota; Metazoa; Brachiopoda; Lingulata; Lingulida; Lingulidae
Product: replication factor C subunit 1
Biological process (GO): DNA repair; DNA replication
Cellular component (GO): nucleus; DNA replication factor C complex
Molecular function (GO): ATP binding; ATP hydrolysis activity; DNA binding
Source: RefSeq, a predicted model, not a curated record
GAUGUAUAUGAGCCUUAUUUUUGCUGCUCUGUGGUGAUUGAAUUUGAAAUUUGGAUGUAUGGAAUCAUGUUUAAGCAAUCCAAAAAUUAUGUACUUUAAUACAGCAAAAUAAUGUGUCACCAUAGCCAUUGAUUGCCGUGAAAGAAUAUGACGAGACGAGACUACAAAUAGGUCAUCGAACAUGCGCAUUGCUUAAAGUGGCGCGAAAUGAAACAUGAUGCGAACUGAAAUGGUCUUUUCCGCUUAAUCGCCACGAUUUGCAGCAGGUGACAUAUUCAAGCAUGGAUAUCAGGAACUUUUUUGGACCUGCAGCUGGGAAAUUUAAACCAAAAGAAAAGAAGGAUGAAAGAAAACCAGAGAAGCCCAAAGUAGAUGGCAAAGAACCAGUAAAACAUUCAGACAAAUCAGUGAACAGAAAACCUGGAUCAAAAGAAAAGAAAACCAGUGGUAACAAAUCUGUUAAGCCAGAUGUCAAUGAUAACACUAAAGAUUACAAAAGCCCUAAAAAGUUAAAGCAGCACUCAGAUGAAAAGACUUCUUCUAAAAAGUCUGAGAGUGAAAAAACACCAGUAGUAGAAAAUGGUAGAAGUUCAGAAAAUGGGAAAAAGAAAGAAAAGAAGACUGGCAGCAAGGAAAGUAGUGGCAAGAAGAACAAGAAAGGAAAAGAUGAGGAAGAUGAAGACAGUGUUAUGAUUGUUGAUGACAGUGACUUAAGUGAUAGAGAGAAAGAAAAAGAAAAGAAAAAAGAAAAGAAGUCUGGAUCCAAAAGGAAAAAGAUAUCAAGUAACAGUGAGGAGGAGGAGGAAAUUAUAGUAAAAAAGAGCAAGAAAAGCCGGGAAUCGAAGGCAAAGAAAACCCAUGUGAUUGAAUCAGAGCAGAGUGUAGGGGUUAGAGAUAAGGCCUUAGAUCUUUUACGAUCCUAUCUUGUUGGGAGAAUACAUCAAGUUAAUAUAAAUGGUGUGCUUUCUGAACUCUCACAGCUUUUAUUUGGUGUUCCUCAGGGGAGCGUGCUUGGCCCGCUUAAGUUUUGUGUUUACACCUUACCCCUUGGAGCAAUUCUGCGUUAUCAUAAGAUAGGUUACCACUUUUAUGCCAANCCGACCAAUGAGAGACCGUAA